Molecule: messenger RNA, 1228 nt
Organism: Anthonomus grandis grandis
Lineage: Eukaryota; Metazoa; Arthropoda; Insecta; Coleoptera; Curculionidae
Gene: Ude
Exons: 3
Coding region: 265-1035 (256 amino acids)
Source: RefSeq, a predicted model, not a curated record
GCGGCUAUAUCAAUUCUCAACGAAUGCCGAAUUCAAUGUAGUGCGCUUGGUAAAGUUGUUUAUACCGCUUUGCUACUAAUUUCUCAUAAUAGUCACAUAAAGAGUAGGUAUUUCUAUUUAGGAAAGUAAAGUAUCCUCGAUUCGAGCCAGUUAAGCAUAAUUCAAGAUUUUUGCGAGUCAAAAAUUUUUUGUUAGUUGUUAGGUACGAAGUGCUAGUACAAUAAAUUUGUUAUUUCGCCAGAUUUUCAGGAAUACAUUACAAAUAUGUCAGAGAAACCAGAUACAGUUCCUGGCCUAGGAUUUAAAGAUAAAGACAAGGCGCUCGAAACCCUGCAAAUCCUUGAAGGAAGAGAUCCUGAUUACCAAAAGCUUGCAAUUAAAGGGCUUAUUGGUAGAGCAAAGAGAACAUUAACAUUAACAAAGGACAAAGAUAAGCUACAAAACAUUAACGAUGCUAUGAAGAUCUUUGAAGACUGGCUCAAAGAUUUUGAAUUUAAAAAUCUUUCGAAAGAAAACAAAGCCUACCUGCCACUUGCUUUUGUAGAAACCUUACUUCCACUCAAGAAAAAAUACGGAUUGGGUAAUGAUUUAGUUGAUAGCUUCUUUAAAGCAUACAAGGAAAAAGCUAAAGGGGAAUAUAAGAACUUAAGAACCAUUUCUAGUGGGGAUGGUGAACCAACGUGGGACAUUAUAAGAAACAGGGAACUUAAGAAGAUUUGGACGGAAUAUGAAGAGUCAAAACCAGAUUUUUGGGGCAGUGAUGACUUACCCACAAAAGAGCAUUUACAGCUGAUCUUGUGGGCUUACAGUCCAGAGGCAAGCAAGAUUAAGAAGAAUAUUUCUAAUUACGAAGAAAAAUUGCAAAAUAUGAAAACUAAAGCUAACAGUGAUAGUGACAAUGGUUCAAAGGAUAAAGAUAGCAAAAAGGGUACUAAAAGAAAAUCGGAGGGUAGCGGUAGCGGAAGCAGUUCAAGUGGAAGCAGUAAUGGUAGUGAAAGCGAUGAAGAAUCUCCCAAGAAGAAAAGCAAGAAGUGAUAAUCCAUGUACUUAAAGAUUUUAGUAUAAACUGUUUUUUUUUUUAUUAUUUUUGUUUAAAGUUAUUGGUUUGUCUCAGACAUGUUAAGUUUAGGUAAUUUUUUUUUGCCAUAUUAAGUCUGUAUAUUAAAUAAUGUUUUUUCUUAUAUUAUAUAUAAAAAAUUCAAAUACAUAUGAUGUUUCAAAUCAAAAA